Molecule: messenger RNA, 1327 nt
Organism: Alternaria rosae
Lineage: Eukaryota; Fungi; Ascomycota; Dothideomycetes; Pleosporales; Pleosporaceae
Product: PRTase ComF-like protein
Exons: 1
Coding region: 295-1095 (266 amino acids)
Source: RefSeq, a predicted model, not a curated record
UCGAUGCUCCAGUCGGCAGCACUGAUCUGCAAUGACCUGGAUAUCAGCACGUAGCUUCAACCUACCAUAAAUCCAAGUCCAUCGGAGAGGCUGGCCUAUGACGUGUUGUGCGGCAUUUUAGUCAAAGACGGGCGGUUUCGAGAAGAGUGACAUUUACACAGCCCCCUUCUUGGCAGGUCGAAAUCCAGACGGUGGUCGCCGCUAACUACACGGCCAGCGGACCUCAAAAUGCUCGCGCACUCUCUUUGACCCACGAAAUUUCAUCUUUUAGGGUCUUGCAUCCCUCGAGUCUCAAUGGUUCAGGAUGUCUUCUCGCUGCACAACAUCGUCGGCCGCGACGAGACAGCAUUUCCGUUUUCCCUCAAGGACUACCAGAAAUAUGUAUUUGGUGACGACCGACUAGCGCAUCGCUUGGGCACGGACCUAGCUCGAGCCUUCAUUCCCACCAUCUCGAACCCUACAGACGACUUCGCAGUUGCCGUGCUAUCCGAAAAAGUCCCCACGGCCACGCAUAGCCUGCGCAAUCACUUUGUGGCUUACCUGAACCGGCAUCUCAUAGCGAAUAAUGCAACUCCGGCCCUCAAAAUCGACUUUCACGAUGCGGGGGCGAAUGCACAUGCGCGGAACGGUCCGGACUGCAAGAAAAAAAGCUCAUAUCACAUCGAUGUUGAACGAGUGGGGAGCAGGACUCUAAUCGUACUGGCUGAAAUCCGGACAAGCCAAGAACGCGAGGACCGGAUACGAUCAUCGUUCGGGGAGCGUGGCAUAACGACUGUUUUCGCCUAUCUUGCAUCCCUGAGCGGCUCCGCAACGACUGCGGCGAUCUCGUCCUUCUUGUCUCAAGUCGUCAGCCCAUCUAUGAGAGACAUCGAGGACAUUGCGCAUGCCACCAAAUUCGUCAUGAAUGAAUGCUUUGUUCAAUUCGUACUGGGGAGGGAGUAUGCAGAGUUCUGCAAAUUCAUAAGACGACAAGACGAUUACUUCGCGAGGGAGUUGUUAGAUCAUGCUAUCGGUGGUCAUUACUACAACCAUGAGGAUUACGAACAUAAUGUACAGUUUCUGAUAUGGGAGACCGAGGCGCGGGAAAGUGUUUAAUGACGGAAUUUUGUGCGGUAACACGGCAAUGGCGAAUGGCGACGGACUUUACGAGCGAGCGAGCGAGCGACGGCGAUGUUAGCGUUUCCUCCAACAUUUUCGUACAUCCUCUUAUAUACCCAUAUACUGGUCCACGCUUUCACUUCUUGUAUCGUCAGGUCCAUCCUCAGCCUUACGAAACCGCGUUGUCGUAGCAUGCCCCCACAUCCAUCAAACUCAUAUUUGAGCAACA